Messenger RNA from Medicago truncatula (barrel medic), 2241 nucleotides. Its product is annotated as wall-associated receptor kinase-like 20. Gene Ontology annotation, molecular function: protein kinase activity; polysaccharide binding; ATP binding. The record is from RefSeq and is a predicted model, not a curated record. Bases 144 to 2039 code for a protein of 631 amino acids. The transcript is spliced from 4 exons. Lineage: Eukaryota; Viridiplantae; Streptophyta; Magnoliopsida; Fabales; Fabaceae. Gene Ontology annotation, biological process: protein phosphorylation.
AACAGCAACGAUAAGAACAAAAUGUCAUAUAAAAGUUAGUCUAUUGCAAUCUCAAAGCAAGAUCACACUAUUAUACAACUACUAUAUAUAAAGUAACAUCACCAACAUUGAUCUUCUAAAUUUGCACAUACAUUAGUUUGACUAUGAAGACAACGAGCUUCCUCCUUGUAACAUCGACACUCCUCCUGCUAACAUGCACCACCCAUGUCUUCUCCGCCACACCAUGUCCACCCUGCGGCAACACCACCGUCCCUUUCCCGCUCAGCACCACCCCAACCUGCGGUGACCAAUCAUACAAAAUAAACUGCACCUCCACCGGAACAUUAGUUUUCACCACAGUAAACAACUCCUACCCAAUCCAAUCCAUAAACCCUCAAACCCAACGCUUCGUAAUACAACCAGCACCACUCAUCCCUAACACAUGCACCACCACAGAUAAAAUAUAUGAAGGUAUCAUACUCAACAACACUCUUCCGUUCAACAUCACUAGCUCCAAUACCAUCGUGUACCUCAACUGCACACGCGACCUUCUUCGGUCUCCGCUUAACUGCUCCGCCGCUAGUGCUUGUCAUGCUUACAUCAACGCCACCGUGCCUACGUGUCAGACCGGUCCGCUUUGUUGCACUUACCGAACCGGUGGUUCGAGUAACUCUUACCAGAUUCGUGUUAGGAGUUCUGGUUGUAGUGCUUAUUCGAGUUUUGUUAACCUUGACUCCGGUCUUGCGGUGAACCGGUGGUCUAGACCGGGUUUGGAGAUUCAGUGGAUGUCACCUAGGGAAACUGUGUGCACGUCUCAGAAUGAUUGUGAUGCCGCCACGUCGACUUGUGGGGUUGAUAGUUCAUCACCUAAUAAUGGGAUCAAGAGGUGUUUCUGUAAUGGAGAUCUUGUGUGGGACCCUAUUCAAGGGGUGUGUGCUAAAAAAAUUACUUGCUUUAAUCCAGAUGGGUGUAAAUCAAGUCAUAAGACAGCCAUAAUAGCAGGUAUAACAUGUGGAGUUGGAGCUGCACUAAUCCUAGCAGCAAUUGCGUUUCUUCUCUACAAACGUCACAAACGCAUAUUAGAAGCACAACAACGCCUAGCCAAAGAGCGCGAAGGAAUUUUAAACGCAAGUGGUGGUGGCAGAGCAGCCAAACUUUUCACCGGCAAAGAGAUCAAGAAAGCCACAAACGACUUCUCAGCCGAUCGCCUCCUCGGCAUUGGUGGUUAUGGUGAAGUCUACAAAGGCUUUCUUCAAGAUGGCACCGCCAUAGCCGUUAAAUGUGCUAAAAUUGGAAAUGCAAAAGGCACUGACCAAGUCCUAAACGAAGUUCGCAUUUUAUGCCAAGUUAACCACAGAAACCUCGUUGGAUUACUCGGUUGCUGCGUGGAAUUGGAGCAGCCAAUUUUGGUUUAUGAGUUCAUAGAAAAUGGAACACUUAUGGAUCAUUUAACAGGUCAAAUGCCAAAGGGUCGUGCUUCACUUAAUUGGAACCAUCGCCUUCACGUUGCUCGUGACACUGCUGAAGGACUUGCAUACCUUCACUUCAUGGCAGUGCCGCCAAUUUACCAUAGAGAUGUUAAGUCAAGUAACAUUCUUUUGGACUUCAAGAUGAAUGCUAAGGUUUCAGAUUUCGGGUUAUCACGGUUGGCUCAAACGGAUAUGAGUCAUAUCUCAACUUGUGCUCAAGGGACACUUGGGUACCUUGAUCCUGAAUAUUAUAGAAACUACCAAUUGACCGAUAAGAGUGACGUUUAUAGUUUCGGGGUUGUGUUGCUUGAGCUUUUGACGUCUCAGAAGGCGAUAGAUUUCAACAGGGCUUCAGAUGAUGUGAAUUUGGCAAUUUAUGUGCAGAGGAUGGUGGAUGAAGAGAAGUUGAUUGAUGUUAUUGAUCCUGUUUUGAAAAAUGGAGCUAGUAAUAUAGAGCUUGAUACUAUGAAGGCUGUGGCUUUUUUGGCAUUGGGUUGUUUGGAGGAGAAACGACAGAAUCGACCUUCAAUGAAAGAAGUGUCUGAGGAGAUUGAGUAUAUCAUUAGUGUUGCCUCUACAAAGGCAGUGUAGAAGUAGUAUGUUUCUUUGGAUGUAUGUAGGUUACUAAUGAAAGAGUAAAGUUUUUAUGACUUUUGUUUAUACUUAUGAAUUGUGACUGAUUGUGCAUGUUUGUGGAAGAACUUAGGUUCUUAAUAGUUUGUAGAAUUAUAUUUACCUUAAUUUACUAAAUGAAAUGUAGUACUGAUGGAAAACAGGAUUUAAGGUUUUGCAA